GGAACUUUCGCACCACUUCUGUCAACUUCGCUGACCGCGGGAAUUUUUGAUUGCAGAGAGAAGAGACUACAGUUGUGAGGUGAACGCUUUCCUCAACGUCAAAAUGUCAAAGAAAAAGGGUCUGAGUCUGGAGGAGAAGCGUAGCCGUAUGAUGGAGAUUUUCUUCGAGACCAAAGAUGUAUUUCAGCUGAAGGACAUCGAGAAGAUAGCCCCCAAACAGAAGGGAAUUACACCCAUGUCUGUGAAGGAGGUACUUCAGAGCUUAGUGGACGAUAACAUGGUGGACUCGGAACGGGUGGGCACCUCAAACUACUUUUGGGCUUUCCCAAGUAAAGCUUUAAACGCCCGCAAACGCAGGAUCGAGGAGCUGGAGAAACAACACGAAGAUGGGAAACAGCGGAGGGUAACUCUCCAGCAAACUGUAGCGAAGGCACGAGAAGGCCGACAAGACACAGAGGACAGGGCUGUGCUCCUCCAGCAACUGAAUGAGCUGAAGGAGCAGCGGACCAAGCUGAAGUCGGAGCUGGAGAAAUACAGGGAGUGCGACCCCGAAGUCGUGGAGCAGAUGCGCCAAGAAAACGUGAACGCCAAGGAGGCAGUGUCCAGGUGGACGGACAAUGUUUUCGCCAUUAAAUCCUGGGCCAAGAGAAAAUUUGCGUUUGACGACAGCAGAAUCAACAAAGCGUUUGGGAUCCCCGAAGACUUUGAUUACAUGGAUUAGUCUAUUUUGCAGUGGGUUUGUUUUCUCUCUCCAUUGACUAUGGGUUUUCAACCAGCUGCAAGUGAUGCACCCUUUGCAGUGGGUGAGGUUUCCAUGCCCGAAAUUAACAUAUCAUUGCAGAGGAAAUACGGUUUUGUUUGUUGUAUUUACUGCAGAUUAUUUGAAUGUAUUUAUCCAAACCUAACCAAUAAAAGCAGACCACGCUGGUUGUGCGAA
Molecule: messenger RNA, 937 nt
Organism: Engraulis encrasicolus (European anchovy)
Lineage: Eukaryota; Metazoa; Chordata; Actinopteri; Clupeiformes; Engraulidae
Gene: mnd1
Product: meiotic nuclear divisions 1 homolog (S. cerevisiae)
Exons: 1
Coding region: 104-721 (205 amino acids)
Biological process (GO): reciprocal meiotic recombination
Cellular component (GO): nucleus
Molecular function (GO): double-stranded DNA binding
Source: RefSeq, a predicted model, not a curated record